CUAUAAGGCUGUACUUUUACGGUACAUAAGUUUGUAGAUCUACUAUAUAACACUCUCACUCCCAUCCCAUGAACAGUGUCCACAGUUGACCACUUCCAUAUGUCGAGCUUCACCGGUAGAGAGCUGCUGCUACGUGGCCCUCAUCUUGCCCAGUUUCUCUACUGUCUAUACGGUGGUGCACUCUCAUAUGUCGCCAUCACCAACCUACGAAAGUAUGAGGCUACGUCCAAGAAGCUGGCGGAGUGGUCCAAGGAGGCCGAAACUCAGCUGUGGAAGACCAGAACGACACAGGCUUCAGGUGCACUGGCAAUUCUUGCGUCUUUCAUUGGAGCAUUCAGCCUGACUUUCUUUCCCAACGCCCUACCAAGACUCAUGCGUAUGACCACCUCUCCCGUCUUAGUCGUCUUGGUCCUCUUCACCCGCGGCCACAUUAAGAACUACUGGGCACCUAAAGACGGGAAGAACAUCACUCGCAUUCCUCUCCCGAAAAUGGAAGAUUACAACGAAGCCGAGCGCAGGACGGAAAACCUGCUCAAGGCGCUUGAGUACCUGGAGUACAGCUGGGUGUUGACAAGCUUCAUUCACGGUAUGGUGGGAUAUUAGUGAAGCACCAGGGGCGUUGUUCAGCCACGCACAAGCAAGACAGUAUUAAGCACGUUGAGCUCUGCUCCGUCGUCGCGCCGCGCACGUCUGUCGCCAAACGUCAUUUUGAGACGAGAGAUGUCUGUUCCACAUCCAUACGGCGUUCUGUAGCCCUCCUAUAACCCAUCACUUGCCAUGCGCUGGAUGUCGUAGCCAUCUCUGCCAAAAGCUUGUGUAUUAUCCACACCUAGGCCAAUGUACACCUGUA
Sphaerulina musiva SO2202 is the source of this 850-nucleotide messenger RNA. RefSeq lists its product as uncharacterized. NCBI's taxonomy places the organism in Eukaryota, Fungi, Ascomycota, Dothideomycetes, Mycosphaerellales, Mycosphaerellaceae. The record is from RefSeq and is a predicted model, not a curated record. The coding region runs from base 100 to 603 and encodes 167 amino acids. The transcript is spliced from 3 exons.